AUUCACUGGAGGUCCAUACGGUAUACGGUGAAUACGACAGAGUGCGAGUAGUAAUUAGACUGACUUCAGAAAGUGACGCUCCCCCACCUGUACACGUCACAUAAUGGACAUCUAUGGGCCCGUCUCUCCGUCAAAGACUGGAGACUUGACGGAAAAGCAAAUAUCUAGGCUUAAAGAGACGUUCACACUUUUUGAUAAGGACGGUGAUGGCGCCAUCACAGUAGGAGAAUUGAAAACAAUCUUGAGAACCACAGGUCCUCUGAUCACAGAAGCGGAACUGAAUAACAUUAUUGAAAACCGGAAAGAUGUUGCAUUUCCUAAAUCGGACACAGUUCAGUUUGUCGAAUUCCUCACCAUAAUGGCAACUCGAAUGACGGACCGCGAAUACAGCGAUAAAGAAAUUGUCAAAUCAUUCCGAGUGUUUAGAAAACUCGAAUCAAAAUAUAUAAAGACUUCGGAAAUAAAGCACGUAUUAACGACAGUUGGUGAAACAUUGUCACACGAAGAAAUUGAUGAACUGAUCAAAGAUUUGGACAAGGACAACGAAGGGGUCAUUAAAUAUGAAGACUUUGUCAGUGCUCUUACUUGAACUCCAACAGCGUCUAUAUGCGGCUGUUAUCUUCCAAGAUUCAAGGAAUAUAUGCAAGUGAAUUUGAAUUUUGAAAUAAUAAAUUCUUUAUUGUAAAUGCGAACAAAUUUUAACGUAACAAUAUUAUGAAUUUAUAUUCUCUUGUAUUUGACGAAAAAUGUUUUCUGGAUGAGUGAUAUAUUCAAGCAACUUGAAAAAUGUAUUCAAAUAAUCUACAUCACUUUCUGCCCAGUGUUGCAUUGGCAGGAGUUCGGCUGCAUUGAAACACAUUUUUGCAUGCACAUUGCUUUUUCAAUCCAAACUCUUCCACACAUUUCACUUAUACGUUGACUUUCUAACGAUAGGCUCAGUAAGAGUUGUACAAUAAAAGAAACUGCGUUAUAAUAUAUCACACAUAC
Saccoglossus kowalevskii is the source of this 987-nucleotide messenger RNA. Its product is annotated as neo-calmodulin-like. Gene Ontology annotation, molecular function: calcium ion binding. NCBI's taxonomy places the organism in Eukaryota, Metazoa, Hemichordata, Enteropneusta, Harrimaniidae. Gene Ontology annotation, cellular component: myosin II complex. The record is from RefSeq and is a predicted model, not a curated record.